Molecule: messenger RNA, 3894 nt
Organism: Columba livia (rock pigeon)
Lineage: Eukaryota; Metazoa; Chordata; Aves; Columbiformes; Columbidae
Gene: CERS4
Product: ceramide synthase 4
Exons: 12
Coding region: 957-2174 (405 amino acids)
Biological process (GO): ceramide biosynthetic process
Cellular component (GO): membrane
Molecular function (GO): sphingosine N-acyltransferase activity; DNA binding
Source: RefSeq, a predicted model, not a curated record
UAUCCGAGAGACGUGGCAAGGACUCCACACCCGUGUUCUCUGUACUUGGUGUUAUCCCAAGUGGCCCUGGCUGAGCUACUUGCACACAUCCAUCGCAGCACUUGCAUGUGAGCAUCAGAGAACCAGUGAAUAAAAUUCAAGAGAGAAUGAGUGUGAAUGAAUGACUUUAUUUUGUUGAAAAUCAAGUCACCUAUUCAGCACAUCGCCCUGAGGUUUCUGCACGGGCAGACGGGGAUGCCCCAGCACUGCUGGGCUCUCUUGGGACGCUUCCCUCUCUCCAAGGUGUGGGGAGCAGGGCUGGAGGAGCAGGGACCUCAGCAAGGGACCCUCAAGUACCCAGAGGCGUGAAUGUCGGGGUCCUGCCGUUCACCCCAAAAUGGUGCUGCAGGCAGAGAUGACAGCAGGAGUGAGAAGAGCCGAGCAGGACAGAGCGGCCGCUGGAUUGCUUGCUGCUGUUGCAGUGUCUAAUAUUAGCCACAGGUCGUCUACUUUAGGAGCCCUGUCAAGAAGAACAGCGAUCCCCAUUUCUGUCUGUAAUCCCCCGGAGCAGCGGCCUUUGAGGUCUGUAACAUGAAUCCUGCCAGGCUGAGCAGGGGACACAAAACGGCUCUUGGCUGCUUUGGUCUGGACUUAAAAUAGGAACAAAGCUGCUCCCGUGUGCGUCCCUGCAGAGCUGGGGGCUGGGGAGGGGGCUGUGCGGCGGCCGGGAGCGUCACAGCGUCUGCGUCUCCCUUUGUGCUGUUACACUCGCCAAGCUGAACUUGAGCACAAGCUGCUGAACUUGAGCACAAGCUGCUGAACUUUGGCACCAGGAAAUAAGCCACUUUCUCUGGAUCCCCGGGGCUGGAAGGACACCCAAGGACAACCAAGUUGGGCUGAUAGACGGCAAAAAAGUGUGCGAGUGAAGUGGCAGCAAAGCAGGUUCCUGUUGCAGAGGCCAGUAAGAACUCGGUGCCAUGAAUCCAGACAUUGCCAGGAUGGCACGAGCUCUGUACCGGUGGCUGUGGCAGCACGAGUUCUGGCUGCCCCCCGGGAUCACCUGGGAGGACAUGCAGGAGACCGAGGACACGCGCUACCCCCAGCCUCGCGACCUCCUGCUCAGCAUCCCCUUCGCCAUCCUCUUGGUUGCCAUUCGCUACGCUUUUGAAAGAGCCGUAGCCCUGCCCCUCAGCAGCAAACUGGGUGUGAGAGACAAGCAGAGACCAAAAGCUCAGCCCAACCCUGUGCUUGAAACAUUCUACACUACGUGCUGCAAGAACCCUAAAGAGAGCGAGCUCAUCGGUUUAGCCAAACAGAGCGACCUGCCCGUCAGGAAGGUGGAGAGAUGGUUCCGGCGCCGCAGGAACGCAGACCGGCCCAGCCUGUCCAAGAAGUUCUGCGAGGCCUGCUGGAGGUUUCUGUUUUACAUCACGGCGUUCUUCACUGGCCUGGCUGUCCUGUACGACAAGCCUUGGUUUUGGGACCACAGAGAGUGCUGGACGGGGUAUCCACAACAGCCUCUCCAGCCCUCGCUGUUCUGGUACUACCUGCUGGAACUCUCCUUCUACUGGUCCCUGGUCUUCACGCUGCCCUUCGACGUGAAGAGGAAGGACUUCAAGGAGCAGAUAGUCCAUCACGCUGCUACCAUCUUCCUCAUCAGUUUCUCAUACUGUGCCAAUUACAUCCGCAUCGGGACGCUGGUGCUGGUGAUUCACGAUGCCGCCGAUUGCUUCCUAGAGCCAACUAAGAUAUUCAAUUACAUGAAGUGGAAAAAAACUUGCGACAGCCUCUUUAUGAUCUUCUCCGCUGUUUUCCUCAUCAGCCGCCUGGUCGUUUUCCCCUACACAGUGCUCUAUAACACCUACUAUUACUCCAUGGAGAUAUUCCAACCCUUCUUUGGAUACUACUUUGUGAAUACUCUCCUGAUCAUUCUGCAGCUGCUCCAUGUCUUCUGGUCCUGCCUGAUUAUUCGCAUGGUCUACAAGUUCGUCCUCCAGGGCACGAUGGAGAAGGACAUGAGGAGCGACACCGAAGAAAGCGACAAGGAUGAAGAAAGAGAAAAGAUUAAGGAAAAGGAGAAAAACGGGGUGGCGUAUUUCAGCAACGUCACAAGCAACAAUUACAUCCAGCGCAACGGGUCUGAGCCACUGGACAACAGAACCCACCUCAGCAACGGCCACGUCAAGGAGCGGUAGCCACUGCUCACCUGCGGCGGGGCUGGGCUGCGACGGAGCCAGCCCACCGGCUUUAGAAACAGUUUUGCUCAUUGUGUAGAUAAAACGGAGUGCGUUUGCAGUAUCAUAGCUGAAUUCCUGCUUCCUGUACACAGAAGUGUUCAUAGUCGGUGAUAUCGGAAGGAAGUUUUUGGCCUUUCUUCAAUAAAAUCUUACUAUAGGUUGUAGCCUUGAAGCGGAUAGAAAGGGAUCAAAGUGGUUUGACUUGUAUUAGACUGUACCAUAGUUCCUGUUCAAUGCGUUAAUCUUGAAAAAUUCUUUAAAAAACAAGUGUAUAAAGUCUGGCAGUGUCAAGUCUUAACCACCUCAUGUUGUUUGAUAGGAAUCUGUUUAGCCUUGAUCAGCCUUUGGGGGCCCUGGCCCCUUGCCACUGAUGAUUAUGGCUGGUAAGUGUGACACUCAAUACGGGGACACCUCUUUUGAGAAGACAUACCCCAUACACUCAGAAAAUUACAACUGAAUAUAGUGGAAUGAAAGCUUUGCAAGACAUAGGAGAAUAUGUUUUCUUCUCAAAGGAGAUUCUGCUGUGUGCCAUGUCACAGUUUUGUAACGGUGUGGAUCUCUGUCCCUUCUGUUGUCAGCAUUAUUGCCACAGAGGUGGGAACUCCAAAGGCUGGAGAAAACCCACCCACCCAAAUCAGAGCUGGAAGAGCUGGGAAAUCCAGGCAGCCGUGCCUCAGGUGUCAGGUAAUCCUUUAAACCUGCCUCGGAGGGAAGUGUGGUCAGCGGGAGGUGACGAGGAACUAGAUAAUCUAGAAUACAACAGUGAUUAGUGCUCCUGUUUUCGCCUGGUGUGAUUGGCACAGUGGGAAACGGUUACAGAGCGAACUUGUGGCAAGAAGGGAGAACAUUUCCUCUGUCCUCAGAGGAGAAAGGAUCCAGAAGAGGUCUGCUGAACCUUAUGGAAUAUUGCUUUAACACGGCCUUCGAACUUGAGGGUCUUUGCCUGGACGCAUCAGGAAUGGCAGGUUUAAAGCAGUAGUCCAUGAAGUUAUGAUGCAGUUCUGGUUCCGUUUGUCCACAUGUCCUGUGUCUUAUGUCCUGUCUUAGACUUUGGAUGCUGUAAUCCCUUAAAAGAGUUAAAUUAGCGUGACACGUUCCUGUUCUACUGAUCAGUUAUUCUAUGAAAUCAAAGCGUUGACAGAUCCGCUGUGGGGAGUGCGGGGACUCCCACUGCCAGGGCCGUGCGGACACUUCCCUGGUUGUGCCAGCGCUAACUGGGAGGAACAUGGACCAAGGAAGCGCCUGAUUUGAGGAGGUUGUGCACACGUCUAAGAUUCAAAAGGCAGGUGACAGCGUAGAAGGACCAGAGGGUUUUCAGGGCUCCACUCCGGUGAGCUGAGACUGAGCUUUGAUCUGAGCUGGUAUGUGUUUAUCUCAGGUUUCAGGCAAAAUACUUGGGAUGGUUUCAGAGGGGCUGAUCCCAGGGCAGUAACGCGCUCUGGGGCGAGAGCCUCUGCUCCUGCAUCGUCCUUUAAAUUCUUAUUUGCUGAAGAUAGUUUGUCUCUGAAACCUGGAGCUAAUUUGAGGUUUGGAGUGUAUCUUCUGUAUCCUGCCAUGUGCCUUUAAUCCGAGUCUACAGCCUCACUGCUGCUCUGCGGGUGACGUGUUCCGGAGGGAUGGUUAUAUAUCGUUUUGUACUACUGAAUGGAAACUUUCUUUAUAAAUUACUUUUGAGAGA